Molecule: messenger RNA, 1766 nt
Organism: Vigna angularis (adzuki bean)
Lineage: Eukaryota; Viridiplantae; Streptophyta; Magnoliopsida; Fabales; Fabaceae
Product: anthocyanidin 3-O-glucosyltransferase 5
Exons: 1
Coding region: 161-1603 (480 amino acids)
Molecular function (GO): UDP-glycosyltransferase activity
Source: RefSeq, a predicted model, not a curated record
CUACAACUCUACUUCACCACGUCUCAUAUCAAGUUUUCUAAUACUUAAUCCACCAAAUAACUUCUACUUCGCUUGCUUCAUUAUCUCCUUCAUAUUGUAGUUUUCCGAUUCAGUAAAACCCACUCACACACCUUAAUCAGUUUCUUCUCGUUACAGCUUCAUGGAGACGCCAAAACUCACUCACGUGGUUCUCGUUUCAAGUCCAGGUCUGGGCCAUCUCAUCCCUGUCAUUGAGCUGGCCAAGCGCUUUGUCCUUCUCCACAACUUCAAAGUGACAGUUAUCGCCGUCACUUCCCAAACUUCACCAGCCGAAACGCAGAUCCUCAACUCACUCCUCACACCAUCUCUCUGCCACCUCAUUGAUAUUCCUUCACCAGAUAUCAAUGCCCUCGUUUCCCCAAACGAUGCCGUGGUCACUCGCCUCUGCGUCGUGAUGAGUGAAGCCAAACUCGCCAUCCGGUCAAUUCUUUCCGAAAUUAACCCUCGCCCUUCCGCAGUCAUCGUUGAUGUUUUCAGCACCGAGACCAUACCCAUAGCAAGAGAACUCGAUAUUCUCGGCUACGUCUACAUUGCUUCACACGCUUCGAUGCUCGCGUUGGUUCUCUAUUCGCCGGUUCUGGAUGAACUGGUAGAGGGACAAUACGUGGACCAAACGGAACCGAUCAAAAUUCCGGGCUGCAAACCGGUUCGACCGGAGAACGUGUUUGACCCCAUGCUGGACCGGAACGACAGACAGUAUACAGAAUAUCUGAAAAUAGGAAACGGGGUCCUGCAAAGCGACGGCGUUUUGGUGAACACGUGGGAGGAGCUUCAACGUGAAGAGCUUGAAGCGCUGAGGGAGGGAGGUUCGUUAAGUGAAGCGCUAAAUAUGAAGAUUCCCGUGUACGCUGUGGGACCUCUCGUGAGAGAGCCCGAGUUAGUAACCAAUUCUUCAACUGAGUCGCUGGUGACGUGGCUCAACCAACAACCGACUCAGUCGGUGGUUUACGUGUCGUUUGGCAGCGGAGGAACAUUGUCGUCUGAGCAAAUGAAGGAGCUGGCUUGGGGGUUGGAACUGAGUGAACAGAGAUUUCUUUGGGUGGUGCGCCCGUCCAUUGAAGGAAUUGCUGACGCGGCGUUUUUCACCACUGGGAGUAGCGGGAUUGAUGAGGUGGCUAAGUAUUUGCCGGAAGGGUUUGUUUCGAGGACUCGCGAGGUGGGCCUGCUGGUUCCCGAGUGGGCCCAACAAGUGACUAUACUAGGUCAUCGUUCAAUUGGUGGUUUUCUUUCACACUGUGGGUGGGGCUCCACGCUGGAAAGUGUAACAAACGGUGUUCCGUUGAUCGCGUGGCCGUUGUACGCCGAGCAAAGGAUGAAUGCGGCGCUGCUGGCAGAGGAGCUGGGCGUGGCGGUUGGGCCCAGGGUGUUGCCGACGAAGAAGGUGGUGCGUAGGGAGGAGAUAGAAGAAAUGGUGAGGGAGGUUAUUGAGGGAGUGGAAAGUGUGAAGGGCAAUCGCGUGAGAAAGAGAGUGAAAGAGGUGCAGCAAAGUGCAAUGAAGGCUUUGUCGAAGGGUGGGUCGUCCCUAGUUGCACUGUCUCAACUCGCGAAUAGAAUUUCAGGUUGAAGAGAUGUUUAUGGGGCUAUUCUCUUAAUAAAAGUAGUAAUUAUUACAAGUUGUGUACUCCGUUGUAAUAGUUGAAAAUAUGAUAAUUAAUGGCUUCUGUUGUGUGUGAGAAGAAGUGGUGUUAAUUAGUGAAUAUUAUGACUAAAUAAUCUGUUUUGAUGAA